CACACACACACACACAUGGACACCAUGGCAUCUUUCUCCACCUUCAACACCUGUGGCUCCAAGGUGGAUCGGGCGUCCCAUCGUAGGGGAGAAUACAGGAAGGGGACGCCCAGUGACAGCGACUGCAGUGCUGUGCUUGAGAAGACCAAAGAGUUCUUCCAGAUUUGUGACAUAGAGAGCAAAGGCUUCAUUACACGACGGGAUAUGCAGAGGUUAAAUGGAGAGCUUCCUAUGAGUGCUGAGGAACUUGAGAAUGUCUUUGACACUUUGGACACGGAUGCCAACGGAUAUUUGACCUUUGAGGAGUUCUCUUCUGGCUUUAGUGAGUUCAUGUUUGGCCCUGGUGUGGCGCCAGUAGAGCCGCAUGCAGGUGAGGAGCCGGUCUCAAGAAAGACUCCGGAAGUGCUCUACGAGAGCCAAUGGGAGGAGAGAAUCAGCAGGGCAGAGGAUGAUGAGGAGAAACACUUCUGCAUGCUAAUGGAGAACCUGGGGGCGAGCAACAUCUUUGAAGAUCCAGGAGAGGUGCGGAGUCUUUGGGCCCAGCUCAGAAGAGACGAGCCUCACCUCCUGUCCAAUUUUGAGGAAUUCCUUUCCAGGGUCACUUAUCAGAUCAAAGAGGCCAACCAGGAGAGGACAGAAAUGGAGACUGCCCUUAAAAGGAAAGCGGUGACACAUGAUGAUGAAAUCCAGAGGCUGUAUGAAGAAAUGGAGCAACAGAUCAAGAAUGAGAAAGACAGGAUACUCUUAGAGGAUUCCGAGCGGUUCUUGUCUCGCAGUCAGGACUUGGAGCAUCAACUUUCCUCUAAGGAGAAAGACCUGGAAAUUCUUUCUAAUAAACAGAAACGGCUGGAGAGUCAGUGUCGAGAGCUGCACAGCGAGCAACGAGAGACGGCCGUGGAGAACGUAAAACUCAAACAGUAUAAUGACGACUUGAGCCGUGAGCUGGAACACACCACCCAGGAGCUGAGCCUGGCCCAGGAGCAACUCAUGCUGCUGCAGGAUCAGUCCUCACGCCUGCACGAGGAGCGAGAGAUGGAGAUUUAUAGGGUUACAGAAAGCCUGCAAAGAGAAAGGGCAAGUCUUCUCAAGCAGCUUGAUUUGCUAAGGGAAAUGAACAAACACUUACGAGAUGAAAGAGACAUGUGCUAUCAAAAACCAAAGACUGCUGCUGCAAAACUCUCAUGGACACAAAGGUCUGGAUCAAUUACUGUGAAUCACGCUGAGCGGAAGCAGUCAUUCAAGAGCGACGAGGAUGAAGAAGUUCUGCCGCAUUCUAAGCGGAAGAACGUGAGUGGCGUAAAUGGGCACAGCAUUAACCUGGAGGACAUGGUAGAUGGGCGACCUCCUUCAAAACACCAGCUCCAGAGGAUCAUCUCAAUCGAGGAGGACCCCCUCCCGCAGCUCCUUCAGCAGGGUUAUCAGGCCCAGCUUAGUGAAUGGAGUGAAGAUGAGGAGUUGGAGGAGGGCAUUGAUCUUCAGAUGAGCAAUAUUUACCCCACAACCAGCACUCCGACCUCUGUUUCACCCCCUCUAGGAGGCGCACAGACGCCCACCUCACCCAGGGGACAGCCUGUGGGCAAAGAGACAGUCCACUCGGAUGAAGGGUCCAGUUCAGGUCCAGAUCGUUUGUUUAAGAUCGUUCUGGUCGGGAAUUCCAGCGUGGGAAAAACGUCUCUUUUACGUCGCUUCUGUGAUGACUGUUUCCACCCUGGUACAUGUGCUACUGUAGGUAUUGACUUCAGUGUGAAGACUUUAACAGUGGACAACAGCCAGGUAGCCCUGCAAAUGUGGGACACAGCUGGACAGGAGAGGUAUCGCAGCAUCACCAAGCAGUUUUUUCGCAAGGCCGAUGGUGUGGUAGUGGUGUAUGACAUCACUAGUGAGCAGACUUUCACGGCAGUUAGGCAGUGGCUGACCAGCGUGCAGGAGGGAGCAGGUGAGGACAUUCCCAUCAUGCUCUUGGGGAAUAAGACAGAUCUAGACGGCGAGAGAAUAAUUCCGCUGGGAACGGGAGAGAAACUAGCCAAGGACUUUCAAUUGAUUUUCUAUGAGUGCAGUGCUUUUUCAAGCCACAAUGUGACAGAGUCCAUGAUUCACAUGGCAAGAGUUCUGAAAGAGCAAGAGGACAGAGAAAAAGAGAAAACUGUGUCGCUAGUAGACAGCGCAGCAAAGAAGAAGUCCUGCUGCUCGUAGAAAGCCUUCCAUAAACACUCACAGAAACCUUGGUGUUAAUGCUGAUCUGGUUUGUCUUGCUCUUAUCUUCCUGUUUUCUCUAAUGUCAGCAUUUUUGUAUGACCACUGUAGAGUUCAAAAUGUUUGGUCUUUUUUUUAUUUAUAAACCAGUACCUCUUUACAGUGUGAAACGAAUGAGUUUUAUGAUAACAGUUAGAUGUAGGGCUUUAGUGCACUAUAGUAUUGUACACACUAGAAUUCAUCAAACGUGUCCCUAUUAAGGUCAUUUAAAACACCCGUCACACUAUUGAAGUAAACAAAGUUGUAUUUUCGUAUUGACUGUUGUUGUACUUUAUCUUUUUAAUAUAGGAAAGUGUAUUUUAAAUGAGCAAAACAAGCUCCUACAGAUGCUAGUUUGUUUACAGUCAUUUGCACAAAUGUAUUAUUUAUUACUUAUGUGAUGGAUUGAACAUUUUGAAUUAUUCCUUUAUUAUUCCUAGCAAGCAGACAUGGAAAAAUGUCUCUAUUUACUCUCACCAGCAUGAAUAUUUUUAACACACUGCCAUGAAGCAAGCAGGUGGUUUGCAUGAGGAUUCGGUUUUAACAGGGUUCAGUGUUGUUGUUUUUUAACUACAUUGAAACAAUUGAUCUAUUGAAAUUAGAUUUUGUCUAACAUUGAUUUGAGAACACUUUUUGAUUGUAUUUCAUGUAUUUUGCCAACAGUAAUAUAUAUAUAUAUAUAUAUAUAUAUAUAUAUAU
Messenger RNA from Rhinichthys klamathensis goyatoka, 2931 nucleotides. RefSeq names its product calcium release activated channel regulator 2Aa (gene cracr2aa). Lineage: Eukaryota; Metazoa; Chordata; Actinopteri; Cypriniformes; Leuciscidae. Gene Ontology annotation, molecular function: calcium ion binding; GTP binding; GTPase activity. The coding region runs from base 16 to 2193 and encodes 725 amino acids. The record is from RefSeq and is a predicted model, not a curated record. The transcript is spliced from 17 exons.